Helobdella robusta is the source of this 807-nucleotide messenger RNA. RefSeq lists its product as hypothetical. NCBI's taxonomy places the organism in Eukaryota, Metazoa, Annelida, Clitellata, Rhynchobdellida, Glossiphoniidae. The record is from RefSeq and is a predicted model, not a curated record. Bases 1 to 807 code for a protein of 268 amino acids. The transcript has 7 exons.
AUGGUUAUUUCCAACACCCGUUCACAGUUACUCAGCUUUUACCAGCCUACAACUGGUAAAGCUGCACUCAUCUAUGAUUCAAUGCGGAAUCAUCAUCUGGAUAUGUUGUGUUUAACUGAGACAUGGAUUGCAUCUGAUGACCCUGAUGUAAUCAAGCCUCCUGGCCCUAUAACAUCUGAAUUUCUAGAUGAUUUCAAUAAUUUAAUUGAAAGACAAAUCAACAAAUAUGAUAAGGGCAAUAUCCUUGACCUGUUGAUAACACAUUCAAUCAUCGUUUCGGCAGUCAAUGUCUACCCAACAUCAUUUUCUGAUCACAGCCUCAUCACCAUUUCCAUCUGCACUCCUCGACUCAACAUUACAUCCAACAAGGCUGCGUUUAGAAAUCUCAAAAAAUUGAUGCUGAUUCAGAUCAUAUUUCUGCUUCAGCUUGCAAUAGUCUUUGCUUUGAUCUCUUUGAUGAUGUCACACCUUAUGAGAUCAAAAGCAUUAUCAAUUCCUCUUGCCAGUGGACCCUUUCCCACAUCAAGUGUUAAAAAACUGCAUCAAUACCCUAUCAACUGCCAUUUCCAUUCUGCUUAUCGUAAAUAUAACUCCACGGAGACGGCUCUGUUGCACAUACUCGAUCAUGUAUUCAAUCCUGCAACAGGCUCGGUUUUGGGUCCUCUUCUUUUCACGUUAUAUAUCUCGCCAAUUAACGAGAUUAUCAACAGAUUCAACGUAUCCUACCAUCAAUAUGCAGAUGAUACACAAUUUUUCAUUUUAUUGAAUAAUGAUAUUUCAUCAAAAGUGAAUGCCAUCACUACAUGA